GGAACAAACUUCCAAACCACACGGAUGGGCCGCAGCUGCCUCCUUUACGGGACUCGUCGGGUACUUUUCACUUUUCAGAUCGCCUGCAGAGCAGCGCGAGCGUGACGGUUUGUUGACUGCGAGCGGUGUGUCACGCGACAGUACUGUGACACAGUUUUCUGUUGACUUCCAGUUCUGCUUAGACAAAGUACUGAUUUAAGAAGACCCGAAGUAAACGUUUGAGCGGUAAAUUAACAUCUAACUAUGUUAAUGGGGAUAUUUGAAGACCACUAAGACGUAUUCGGAUACAUAAAGGUUUGAACUCCAAUCAAGACUAACUUAAUACACCUUUUAAAGUUGUUUGAGAAUGGCUAACACCAGGGACGACAACGAGAGCACCCCUCUGCUGGACUCUGGGAACAGCAGAGCUCCCCCCCCAUCAAUUUUCGAGGGAAGAAGACUAGCAUGUGCAGCCAUCCUGCUGGCUGAAUCACUAGAGAGGAUUGCAUUCUACGGCAUCACGUCCAACCUGGUCCUUUUCCUCAAUAGCAGUCCCUUUUAUUGGGAGGGCACUCAGGCCAGCCAGACACCUCUGAUGUUCAUGGGCGUUACUUACUUGAUUUCACCAUUUGGGGGCUGGUUGGCGGAUGCAUACUUUGGGAAAUUCUGGACAAUUGCUUCAAGUUUGAUCCUGUAUUUUCUUGGCAUGCUGUUUUUCCCUUUUAUUUCUAAUGAUGACACGAGGAUACAAUUAUGUGGAGAGGUGUUGGCUUUUCCUGUCCAACCUGCUGAGUGUCUGAGCACAAACACUACCCUUCCAAGCAAUAUCACCUGCCCUAUUCGCACCCCAUAUUGUGGCCCAGCAGUCUAUGGUGGCCUUUUUUUAAUUGCACUAGGUGUGGGUACUGUGAAGUCCAACAUCACGCCCUUUGGGGCAGAUCAGGUCAAAGACAGAGGACCAGAGGCCACGCGCAGAUUCUUCAACUGGUUCUACUGGUGCAUCAACUUAGGAGCCAUCCUGUCUCUGGGAGGUGUGGCCUACAUACAGCAGAACCUCAGCUUUGAGCUUGGCUACAUCAUUCCCACUGUGUGCCUCGGGAUCUCCUUCCUGGUCUUUCUUCUGGGCCGUACCGUCUUCAUCACCAAGCCUGCUGACGGCAGCGCCUUCACGGAUAUGUUCAAGAUCCUGACCUUCGCCUGCUGUUCUAAGAAACCAAAGGAGCCCAACCUGCUCCGCAACAAACCAACCCUUCUAGACAGUGCCAAAGUGACCUAUGGAGGGAAAUAUCCGGAAGAGAAAGUAGAGGAAGUGAAAUCCCUGGUGAAAAUCCUCCCCGUUUUCUUUGCCCUUAUCCCAUACUGGACAGUGUACUUCCAGAUGCAGACAACAUACGUCCUGCAGAGCCUCCAUCUGAGGAUUCCUGACAGUGCCUCAAACAUCUCUGCUGACUCCCACCAGAUGACGUUCCGCUUCCCUGCUGCCUGGCUCACCAUGUUUGACGCAGUGCUCAUCCUUAUGCUGAUUCCCCUAAAGGACAAAGUGGUGGACCCCAUCCUGAAACGCCGUGGCCUGCUGCCCUCCUCUCUGAAGAGGAUUGCAGUGGGGAUGUUCUUUGUUAUGUGGUCGGCCGUGGCAGCGGGUAUUUUGGAGACCAAACGCCUGGAGAUUGUCAAAUCAAGUGGUACCAUUGACCAGGUGCUUGGCAACGUUAUCUACUACGCAGCAGAUUUACCCAUAUGGUGGCAAGUGCCUCAAUACGUGCUGAUAGGAAUCAGCGAAGUCUUUGCCAGCAUUGCAGGUCUGGAGUUUGCAUAUUCUGCAGCGCCCAAGUCCAUGCAGAGUGCCAUCAUGGGGCUCUUCUUUUUCUUCUCUGGGAUUGGCUCUUUCGUGGGCUCCGGUUUGUUGGCUAUUGUCUCCCUCAAGGAGAUUGGCUGGAUGUCAUCCCACAAAGACUUUGGUAAUAUCAAUGACUGCUCUCUGCACUACUACUUCUUCCUCCUGGCAGGGAUCCAGGGCGUCACCUUACUGGUCUUCCUUAUUAUCUCCUUCAAGUACGACAAGCAGAAGGGCAAAGCGGGAAGCCAAAGGCAGAGACGCGUGUCCUCUUGACCUGCUCCACAUCCCCCUCAGCAUUCCUGCCUUUUACCCUCCUACCACUCGGUGCCCGACGACCCCGUUGAAUCGGUACUUAUCAAAUCUUACAAAAGUUUGGUUUACCUCCUUUCAGUCACAAAUUGUCUGGUCAAAACUGUUUUUCGUAUUCAUGUUUAUUUUAGAUUUUAAGUGGUGACUCUUUAUCCUGUUUUUAUAACAAUAAUGAUUUUACAUAACUGGAUGACUCCACAGCUACCACUGAAAGUAUAGAGAUUAAUGCAGGAGCCAUGUUUGAAUUGGUUCUACUGUGCUCCCUAACUCCUCUUGUGGCCUUUCUUUCAUCAUUUGCACUUGACUUGAGGAGUGGUGGCAUAAAAAUACGCGAUAUCUAGAUAUUUUCUUAUGACGAAGAAUGCUCAGUUUUUAUAGUUGCAUUUUUACUGUUUUGUGCUCUAACAAAGUCUCAUUUUAGGACUUUUGAUAACCAUUUCACUGAGUAUUUAAAUGAUUGCUGGACUGAUGUGAAAUGUUGUGCAUUAAAUGUACAUUGUGCAUUAUUUCUUGAUUACCCCUGUUGGAGCUUUUCAAGAACGUUAAAUACCUAUGCAGUUACAUAGUUGUGAUUGAAUGGGAAAUGUGUUUUAACUGGAGGUAAUGUUAUGUUGUUACAGAAUCAUUGCUUUUAAUGACAGAAUAGGGCUCUUGUUUGGUGAGACUCCAAAGAAACUCACUUAGAUUUGACUUAUCUAUUAUUCAAAUCUAAUAUUAAGAGACAUUUGUUACCACUGCCUGUGAUUACAUACUGUAAAUCAACACAAGUCCAUCCUAUAAAUCUGCUAUUAAUCCUCAAACAGACCCAUACAUGAAUAAUAAUAACUCAUGUUAAAAAUACUCCAUGAUUUUUUUCAUUUCUGGUCAAGCUGCAAAACUGCAUGACAAACAACUAAUUAGAAAUUAGCCUUAAGCUUAACAGGCAACCUUGAGUGUAGCUCUUAGAAUAUCCCCUGCUUUAAGGCUUCGAUCAUGAUUUAAAAAAAAAGUGAGAUAUAAAAAUUGAAAAUGUAACCCAUUCACAGUGACAUGUUCUUUUUAGUUAUAAUUCGAAAGCAAAAUAAAGCACACCUUUCACAUUAUUUGUUGUCAGGGACGUUUUACAGUGUUCUAGUGGCUUUGCAGCUUUGCCUGUAAUUCUUGAAAAAGAAGCUUCUUUAUUGUUUUAUUUAUUAGACUGUGAUGCAUUUGUUUUAGCUUUAUACUGUUAAGAAAAAUGCUUGUAUGUGAGUAGGUAUAGUACAAGGUACUGAAUUUGAUUAAAACAAGAAAACUCUCAGGACUCAAGGAAUAGUGUAACGGCACAUAUGACACAAGAAGCCAUUUCUUGUGUUUGAUUGGUCGGAUAAUUACAUUACAAUUACAAUUACAUUUUCCUUGUAUUAUUGUAUAUUCCAUACGUGCUUUAUUUGUCAAUUCAGUCCUCAUCAGAAAGAUUUAUGACAUUUAUUUUGGAAAUAUAUUUGGUUUUAAUGAUGUCCAGAACUGAGAUAUUUGUUGCCAUUAUUAAAGUAUAUUAAACUGA
Cyclopterus lumpus (lumpfish) is the source of this 3650-nucleotide messenger RNA. It is a transcript of the gene slc15a4, whose product is annotated as solute carrier family 15 member 4. Gene Ontology annotation, molecular function: transmembrane transporter activity. Gene Ontology annotation, biological process: transmembrane transport; oligopeptide transport. Lineage: Eukaryota; Metazoa; Chordata; Actinopteri; Perciformes; Cyclopteridae. The transcript has 9 exons. The record is from RefSeq and is a predicted model, not a curated record. Bases 347 to 2089 code for a protein of 580 amino acids. Gene Ontology annotation, cellular component: membrane.